Molecule: messenger RNA, 616 nt
Organism: Cyphomyrmex costatus
Lineage: Eukaryota; Metazoa; Arthropoda; Insecta; Hymenoptera; Formicidae
Gene: mRpS18B
Product: mitochondrial ribosomal protein S18B
Exons: 5
Coding region: 52-612 (186 amino acids)
Biological process (GO): mitochondrial translation
Cellular component (GO): ribosome; mitochondrion
Molecular function (GO): structural constituent of ribosome
Source: RefSeq, a predicted model, not a curated record
CGUAAUUGUUCACUAAUUAUAUACUUUAUUAUCAUAGUUAUUGCCUCGAGUAUGUCGAUUCUAAACACACUACAUCGAGCAGGAGCAUUGAUACGGACAAGUUUAACUCAUAAACUUGAUCCAACGAGAACCAUCACAUUUUCACUUACACGUUCUGAGGAAGCAAAUGCAACUGAAGAAACUCCCAAAGUUGCAUCUAGACCAGUUAUAUCAGUAGAGACUAGUAUCAAGUAUAUGAAUAGCGAUGCUUACAAACAGACUUAUGGAAAUGAUCCAGUAUGGAAAAUAUAUAGAAGAAAUCAUAAAGGACAAUUUCCACCUAGGAAAACUCGAAAAACUUGUAUAAGAGGUGGUCACAUUUCGACAGGAAGCCCAUGUCCCAUAUGUAGGGACGAAUAUCUCGUAAUUGAUCAUAAAAACGUCAAGCUGCUUGAACAAUUUAUCAACGAACAUAACGGAAGCGUCUUGAGUUACUCGAAAACAAAUAUUUGCCAAAAGAGACAUAAACAACUCCUAGUUGCAUUAGCCAGGGCCAAGGAUUACGGGACUAUUACAUUCGAUCUUCCCAUAAGGCAAUAUGAUUAUUCAGAGUGGAAAUCAUCAAACAAUUAAUCUU